Didymodactylos carnosus is the source of this 1485-nucleotide messenger RNA. The record is from the annotation of a GenBank genome assembly. Lineage: Eukaryota; Metazoa; Rotifera; Eurotatoria; Philodinida; Philodinidae.
AUGAAUAAGAUGCUCGGGACGACGCAAAUAAAACGCGAAUCCGAAUUUUCUCCUCGACAUGCACAAAGAGGGGAUGAAACACAUCUUUUGGAGUGUAAAUUGGCAUUUAGUUGGGGAUUUCCACAUUUCAAUCGCAUAAAAAGCGAAAUUGGAUUGCCUGGACUGCCUGGUGUAGAAGGAAGAAAAGGAAAAAGAGGUCCACCUGGACCUAGGGGUGCGGCUGGCCCUAUAGGUGAAAUUGGUGUGGUCGGAAAAAAAGGUCCAGAGGGAGUUCAAGGAACCCGGGGACCGGCAGGAGUUCCAGGGGAAAUUGGUAUUGUAGGAAAAACAGGACCUGUUGGUCCAAUGGGGCCGAUAGGCAUGAAAGGAUCUCCUGGCAAAACUGGAUCUCGUAAGUUAAACUCUAACACUGGUGUGCAAGGAAUAGUUGGUGAAAAAGGCGAUUUUGGGUUAAAAGGGUAUGAGGGUGCCAUUGGUUUACCAGGUCUUGCUGGGGCUAGAGGAAUUUCGGGUGCUCCGGGUGAUAGUGGAUUAAAAGGAACUAGAGGAAGCAAAGGAGCUAGAGGUGAUGAUGGUGACAGGGGAGAAAAUGGAGAGGAAGGACCUGCAGGAAAUAUUGGUGCUCAAGGGGGAGAAGGUCCAAGAGGAGAACAAGGAAAUUCAGGAAUGAAAGGACCCAGAGGUGAUGUUGGACCUACUGGCUUGCCCGGUCCCGCGGGUCCUUCAACAUUAAGUCCAAGUAUGCUGUCGAGUUUGUUUACAUUGAACACUGGUGAAAAAGGACCAGGCAAUCCCGGUGUUCCUUUGCCAAUGCCGUCCACGCCAUCCACCAACGGUCCAUCCGGAGUAGAUAUUAAUAAUAUUGAUGUUGCUCAACCAUUUGGUGAUGAUGUGCUUGCCGAUAAUCCGUUAAAAACGGCAACAAAUUUUAUUAAUGAUCUGAAAAAUGUUGGAAAAGAAGUAAAAUUGAAAACAAAACCAGAUGGAAGUGUGGAACAUCCAGCAAAAAGUUGUAGGGAUAUUGCAGAGUUUUAUCCUGAAAAACUGAAUGGAAAAUAUUAUAUCGAUCCAAAUGAAGGUUCAAAAGACGAUGCUGUACUCGUGCACUGUGAAUUAACAAAACGUAUGACAUGUAUAAAAGCAAAACAGGCCAGUUUUAAACCAAGUACAAGACUUUUAUCCAAUAGUAAAACAGCUACUAAAAAGCAUGUUCGUUUCAUGGAAGAUCUUUUACAACAACCAGAGUUUGAAUAUGAUAUAGAGACAAUUCAAUUAAGAUUUUUGAGAAUGCUAUCAGACAAAGCUUAUCAAAAUAUAACGUAUCAUUGUCGAAAAACAAUUGCUGCUUAUGACAAUUCAAAACAGGAUUAUUCACGUGCCAUACGUUUAAGAACAAAAAAUAGUGUGUUGUACGAAGCAAAACCGAUUAAUGACGCAACACUUCAAUAUGAAAUUCUCAAAGACGAUUGCAAGCGUCCUUCAUAA